UGUGCCGAGCAUCCCACUUCUACACAUAUGUCUCUAGACCUCGAAGCUUCUAUCAAAACUCUCGGUAUACGGUGGAAUGCUCGGAAAGAUACGCUAUUUUACCGCGUAAACAUAAUUGCGCAAGAAUCACACACCAAGCGAAGUAUCCUUUCCCGAAUUGCUAAAUUAUUUGAUCCACUGGGUUUGCUAGGCCCAGUGAUAGUAUAUGCCAAAAUAAUUAUCCAACUUUGCUGGAAGUCUGGGGUUACCUGAGAUGAAUCAGUCCCUCAAAACAUACAUGAUAUGUGGAUCGCAUAUCAGAAACAACUUCCACUCCUGGAAAAAUUACUCUUUCCUCGUUGCCUCGUUAGCCCGAACGUUGUAAGUAUUCAAAUGCAUGGAUUCUGUGACGCGAGUGAAAAGGCCUACGGGGCUUGUAUUUAUUUGCGCACCACAAACAGCGAAGGUAUUGUGCGAAUUACUCUCGUAUGUUCUAAAUCUCGCGUAGCGCCCGUCAGCACGGUAAGUCUACCUCGCUUAGAGCUGUGCGCUGCAGCUUUGUUGGCAAAAAACCAGCCUCGUCGCGAAAACUUAUCAUUGAAGGAUAUCUCGGAGGCUCAUACGCUAAUUAUUAAGCUUAUUCAGUGCUCGACAUUCUCAAAAGAAAUUAAUUGCCUCAAGAGAAACGAAAGUAUUUCCACGAAUAGCCGGCUAAUCCCGCUCAACCCCUAUCUCGAUGAUGUCGGCUUACUCAGGGUUGGUGGGCGACUUCAACUCUCGGAGCUACCAGAAAAAACUCGGCACCCUAUAUUGCUGCCCAGCUCUCAUCACGUAACAGAUAUACUUAUACGCGAAGAACAUCAACGUCUCGAGCACGCAGGUACCCAAGCUACCCUCUAUUCUCUCCGUCAAACCUAUUGGAUUGUUAACGGUCGUAAUACCGUGCGCAAGGUACUUCAUCGUUGUAUACGAUGCUUUCGUGCUAAACCCCGCUUGGCUGAUCACGGCUCCGGCAUUCUUCCUCAAGCUCGGGUAUUAGCUUCACGACCGUUCCUGAAAACAGGAAUUGAUUACUGUGGCCCUCUAUUUAUAAAAGAGAAGCGAUACCGCAAUCGAAACGAGAUAAAGGUUUAUGUAGCUAUAUAUGUAUGCAUGGUCACCAAGGCCGUACAUUUAGAAUUGGUGUGUGACCUCACCACCGAGGCCUUUUUAGCUAGCCUUAGGCGUCUUUUUGCCCGACGGGGAAAAUCCCUAGAGAUUCACUCUGAUAACGCGGCUGAUUUUGUAGGAGCUAAUCGUGAGCUUCAAGAGUUAUUCGAAUCCACAGAUCAUAAAACUGCUAUGCAAAAGUUUAUUGAGCAUGAACGUAUAGUUUGGCAUUUUAUACCACCCAGAGCACCUCAUUUCGGAGGGCUUUGGGAGGCCGCCGUGAAAUCUUUCAAGUUACAUUUGAUUCGAUCUGUUGGCGACACACUAUUAACUUACGAUCAAUUGGAGACAUACGUUGUCGAAAUAGAAGCGAUAUUAAAUUCCCGACCACUUUCCGCCAUGUCUUCCGACCCUAACGAUCUCCUUCCCUUGACCGCUGGUCAUUUCCUCAUUGGUGGUCCACUGACUUCGUUUCCACAGGAACAUUUGGCGGACCUCCCUGCAAACCGCCUCUCAGCAUGGCAGCACGCUCAGAAGCUGAAACAGCACUUCUGGAAUCGAUGGCAUCAUGAAUAUCUCAACAAUAUCAUCAGUCUUCACCGUCAAACCAAAGGACCUGAACUUCAAGUUGGCGAUCUAGUUAUCAUGCAUGAAGACAAUCUGCCACCAUUGGCCUGGGCCGUUGGCCGCAUCAUAGCUACACAUCCGGGUCCGGAUGGCGUCAUACGAGUUGCAACCGUGAGGACCAAGAACGGCGAAUAUAAGCGGUGCAGCAAGAAACUAUGCCCACUCCCGAUAGAAUAGCGGUUUCCUAAUGCUCUCAUUUCCUUGAACUCAGUAGUUCAAGGGGGGCGGCAAUGUUGAGUCUCAUCUCAAUUAUUAUACUGAUAGUUCAAUUUUUAUUAAAUCCACAUUUUAUUAUUUUUAUCAUAUUGCGCCUUUUAACGGGAUUG
Messenger RNA from Leptinotarsa decemlineata (Colorado potato beetle), 2081 nucleotides. RefSeq lists its product as uncharacterized. Gene Ontology annotation, biological process: DNA integration. The record is from RefSeq and is a predicted model, not a curated record. Lineage: Eukaryota; Metazoa; Arthropoda; Insecta; Coleoptera; Chrysomelidae. Gene Ontology annotation, molecular function: nucleic acid binding.